AUGGCUCAAUCAGGCACCGAGUUGUUCUCGACAUCUUGGACACUCCAUCGACUCUCGCGCCUGUAUCAUAGUCAGGAUAGCAGCAAGCCACUCCUUGAUGCGCCAGAGUGUACUCGCGCCUAUGCCAACCAGUUACGCGACGCACUCACAGGAAAUGUACUAGGUGGGAUCGUACAGUCUGCGGUGCCGUCUGCCAAUCCAAGUCGCCUGGAUGAUGUCCUCGCCAGAGCUGGCGCGCUCAAGGAAUGCAAGUGGACAAACAUCCCAACGUGGAGUUACUGGAAUGAAGAGCAUUCUAUACUGGAAGACCCUGACCACGAUUCUCCCUUGAUUCUUACCCCGGAUCAGUCUGCUGGAAUUCUCAUCAGCCUGCAGUACGAGAAUGCCAGCUAUAAGGCGGCCCUGCUGGCCGGUCCGGAUGGAUAUCGCAAUGAGAGCGUCGGCGGAGCAGAAGGCACUACAUUCCUACCGCUGCUGGUAACUAGGAUGCCAAACGCGUUGAGACAGUCGCUGAUUUCCUUCUUAUCUGAGACCUUUGACACUCGAGUCUCUGUAUUACGCUUGCCAUCGAGCUUCUUAUGCAGCGCUCUUGAGAAAUAUUUGGCCACGCUCAAUCGUAUGAGCGGUCGAGCGAGUGGACGGAGAGUUGUAUCUACAGUGGAAUCACGCACAUUUAUAGAAUCCGUUGUCAAGGAAGUGCAGUUAACAUUCUCAUUCCCACCACCGAUUUCAACGGAUCUAAAAUCUCUCGAUAUACAUCUUCCGCGCGAUUCUCUCAGUGCAUUCUAUGAGCAUGGCCUUGGAACUCUGGAAGCCGACAGUCACAAGGAGAAAGACGUCCCUUCGGCGCCGUUUCUAACAGCUCUGUCAAAAUACUUUGACCAGAAUCUUGCUAUGAAAUUAGAUCUGACGGAUUUUACGGGACAGUCAGCCACGUCAACGGAGAACCCGAAAGGGAAAUAUAUUAGGUUAACAAAAGUCUCCUGUGGUGCGUUUGUUCUUGGUUCAGAAGGCCGAAUAAAAUUCCUCGCCAACCCAGGGCGUACCAUUCUAUUAGAUGAUUCCGAUAUUGAAGAAGAGGGAGAUGGAAUUGACAUCGAUGAAAGAGAAAGGGGCCUUGUAUGGAAGGCAAACGAAGAACUGUUGCGAAUUUUGAUUACAAGGGCUACAGGGAAAGAAGGCGGCGGUUAA
This is a messenger RNA of Microsporum canis CBS 113480, 1191 nucleotides long. RefSeq lists its product as hypothetical. Bases 1 to 1191 code for a protein of 396 amino acids. NCBI's taxonomy places the organism in Eukaryota, Fungi, Ascomycota, Eurotiomycetes, Onygenales, Arthrodermataceae. The transcript has a single exon. The record is from RefSeq and is a predicted model, not a curated record.